AUGUUCUUCUCCCAAACCGUGCCAUCCGUGCGGCAUGCCGCCAUUGCAUUGGCUUUGAUGCAUCGAAACUACCUCGAUCGUCAUUCUAACGGUCAGGUGUAUCAACCGCCGUCCUUGAAAGACCAGCUACCUGACAAAGCUCCUUUGCUUCAUUAUAACCGCGCCAUUCAGCUUCUGCUGAACCUGGAAAGUGGUGACAGCGCCGAAAUAACAGCCGUCACGCUGUUGGUCUGUUAUCUCUUUACCUGCUUUGAUCAUCUGGUGGGCGAUGAUGUACAAGCAGUGAAACAUCUGCGUGGAGGCGUAGCGCUCUCACGUACAUUGAACAAUUCUGCCUACGACGAUGGCCAAUCCUCAGGGAUUCACACGGUUAUCUGCCAGGUCACAGAACAGAUUCGUCGUCUUGACAUGCAGGCCGCCAUGUUUCUGGUCGACUGGACUCCAGCUAACAUCCACGAGACAUUCAUGUCUCAACUUGCACUCUCCCAUAGCAGCUUUUGGUCCCUCGACCAAGCUGCCGACUACCUCCAGGUUCUGGUUUCUCAGGUAAUGAGGCUGCACUACGCAGAGCAAAAAAGAUCCCCGACUGUUACAAUGCGUUCAUUCCCUUCUUCUUCACUCAAGAACAAGGACAUCGUUCUCGGCCAGUUAGAAACAUGGUCUCGCCUCUUCGAAAGCCUCCUACAACAAGGUAACAGCCCCUCUGACCCAGACCUCGAAACCGACCCUCUCCUACCCCUCCUUCGCCUACAACAUACUAUCGCUAGGAUCCUCCUCCUCAGUACCUACAGCCCCAGUCGCGAAACAUCCUACGACAACUUCCUCCCCCAAUUCCUGCACUGCAUCUCCUUAGCACACAGAGUCGCAACAACCCAUGAACGGUACUCAGGCCCAUCAAAGCCAACAUUCACGCCUGAGAUCGGAUUCCUCCCCGUCCUGUACAUAAUCGGAGUCAAGUGCCGACAUCCUCGUCUCCGUCGCGAAGUCGUGAGUAUCUUGCGACGACAGGUGAUCCGAGAGGCGUCUUGGGAUAGCAUCUCUACUGCUAGGGUGGUUGAACGGGUUAUUGAGAUUGAAGAGGGUGAGGAUGGGGUAUGUUGUAUGGAGCAGAUUCCGGUAUGGAGGAGGAUUGAGACGUUGUCGUUUAUACAUGUAGGGUCUGCUCCGGCUAGGUUGGAUGUUGAGUAUACGUUUUGCGGGAGGGAGGGAGUGCAUGUUGAGUCGAUUAUAAUGGAACGGACAGAGUCAGAUGGUCUUAUCAUGUCAAGUAGUCGAUAA
This is a messenger RNA of Aspergillus melleus, 1278 nucleotides long. RefSeq lists its product as uncharacterized. The transcript has a single exon. The record is from RefSeq and is a predicted model, not a curated record. The coding region runs from base 1 to 1278 and encodes 425 amino acids. NCBI's taxonomy places the organism in Eukaryota, Fungi, Ascomycota, Eurotiomycetes, Eurotiales, Aspergillaceae.